UUUCGUUAAAUUUUCUUCUGGACUUAAGGUUGCCACACCGUUUUUGACUUCAGGCAACUAAAUUCCCGUGUUUUCUUGAUAACAACCAUGUUUUUGCAUAAGAGAAAUUUAUGCAAAUUGGCAAACAAUGCCGCCAAUUUCGCAACAAGUGCCGGUCGCUUCAGCAGCAACCAACAAUCGCCCAAGACUGCUAUACUUAUGCUAAAUAUGGGUGGACCUCAGCACACAGAUCAGGUCCACGAUUAUUUGUUGCGUAUCAUGACCGACCGCGAUAUGAUUCAACUGCCAAUCCAGAGCAGGCUUGGUCCGUGGAUAGCGCAACGGCGCACGCCGGAAGUGCAAAAGAAAUACAAAGAAAUUGGAGGUGGUUCGCCCAUACUUAAGUGGACGGAGCUGCAAGGUCAGCUGAUGUGCGAGCAACUGGACAAAGUGUCGCCGUCAACGGCUCCCCACAAGCACUACGUUGGUUUUCGUUACGUUAAUCCGUUAACGGAGGACACGCUGGCAAAGAUCGAAAGCGAUAAGCCGGAGCGCGUAGUACUCUUCUCACAGUAUCCUCAGUAUAGCUGCGCCACCUCCGGCUCCAGCUUCAACUCGAUCUUCUCUCAUUACCGUGAAAAUUCACUUCCUGCCAAUAUGAAAUGGAGUAUCAUCGAUCGCUGGGGCACACAUCCACUGCUCAUCAAGACGAUUGCCCAACGCAUACGAGAUGAGCUCGCCAAGUUUGUGGAGACAAAGCGGAACGAUGUUGUCAUUUUGUUCACGGCGCAUUCUCUGCCCCUCAAGGCAGUCAAUAGAGGCGAUGCUUAUCCCUCGGAAAUUGGCGCCAGCGUUCACAUGGUCAUGCAGGAGUUGGGCCAAAGUAAUCCCUAUAGCUUGGCUUGGCAGUCGAAAGUAGGACCGCUGCCUUGGCUGGCACCAGCCACCGAUGAUGCCAUUAAGGGCUACGUUAAGCAAGGCCGUAAGAAUUUUAUACUGGUGCCCAUUGCCUUUGUUAAUGAACACAUUGAAACGCUGCACGAACUGGACAUUGAGUACUGCGACGAGCUGGCCAAAGAGGUGGGCGUAGAAGAGAUUCGACGUGCUGCCGCUCCCAACGACCAUCCGUUGUUUAUCGAAGCACUGAGCAGCAUUGUGGCCGAUCAUUUGCAGUCCACGCAGCCAGUUAACCCAAAGUUCUUAAUGCGCUGCCCGAUGUGCACCAAUCCAAAAUGCCGUGAGAGCAAGAAGUGGUAUCAACAACUCUGCGGGCAUUAAAUAGAAGUAACUUGAAUUUAUUUAUGAAAUGCUCACAUAAUGCACCAUUUGUCUUUUUAAGUGAUUCAGCUUAAAGCUACUAUUAUCAUGUUCAUCAAAAUUGUUUCUUAGUUCCAUUAGUUAAACAUUAAACAUAUUUCAUUAUUCAUUGGGCUCUGGGAUCCUACAAUUUCCUUUGGGUUAACUUCUAUCAGGCAAUAAAAGACACUGCACAGACAA
Drosophila innubila is the source of this 1476-nucleotide messenger RNA. RefSeq names its product ferrochelatase, mitochondrial (gene FeCH). Gene Ontology annotation, molecular function: protoporphyrin ferrochelatase activity. The transcript has 5 exons. Gene Ontology annotation, biological process: heme biosynthetic process. NCBI's taxonomy places the organism in Eukaryota, Metazoa, Arthropoda, Insecta, Diptera, Drosophilidae. Bases 88 to 1257 code for a protein of 389 amino acids. The record is from RefSeq and is a predicted model, not a curated record.